ACGACGUUUUCACUUUUUUUUAUAUUUGUUUAGACAUUACUUGAAGCUAGUCAUUAACACCUCAACUGAAUUACCAAAAAUGUUGACGUCGCGCUUGAAUCUCUGGCCUCGCCUUCAGUUGCUGCGCAGCUGCUCCACAACAUCAAUGGGCCAACGGAAAGAGACAACAUCGUACGAUACGAUACACGAUCCCCUGCAGGCUCACGCUCUCAAGGAGCAAUGCAUUUUGGUGGACGAGAACGACAAGGCUAUUGGAGCUGCUACCAAGGCGGACUGUCAUCGAGUGCAUCCGGAGACGGGUGCCGUCAAGCUACAUCGAGCAUUCAGUGUUUUUCUGUUCAACACCAAAGGCGAAAUGCUCGUUCAACGGCGCUCCGUGCAUAAGAUAACAUUUCCAGAUACGUAUACGAACGCCUGCUGCAGCCAUCCACUGUACGACAUUGAGCAGGAACGACAGGAGCCCAAUGCACUGGGCAUUCGUUUAGCGGCCCAGCGUCGCCUCAACUACGAAUUGGGAAUACCAACGGAUGAGAUACAACCUGACAAUUUUAAUUAUCUAACGCGCAUCCAUUACGCCAAUACUGGGGACGGUGUGUGGGGCGAGCAUGAAAUUGAUUAUAUACUCUUCCUACAAAAGGAUGUGACUCUCAAACCGAAUGCGAAUGAGGUUAGCGAGGUGAGGUAUUUGAAGCGAGAGGAGAUCGACGAUGCCAUAUCGAAAUUUAGUGCACCGUUGACACCGUGGUUUGCACUCAUACUGCGUCAUCGACUCAAACAAUGGUGGGACAAUUUACAUAGACUCCAGCAGUUCGAAGACUUGCAAAACAUUCAACGGUUUUGAGAGCCAAACACAAUAGGCAUUGUGCUGCGCGCCUAGCAACAAAGCCCCAACUCAGACCAAAUAACAAAAAAUAUUUGUGGAACCUCAGUUUA
Drosophila grimshawi is the source of this 933-nucleotide messenger RNA. It is a transcript of the gene Idi, whose product is annotated as isopentenyl-diphosphate Delta-isomerase 1. The record is from RefSeq and is a predicted model, not a curated record. Lineage: Eukaryota; Metazoa; Arthropoda; Insecta; Diptera; Drosophilidae. The transcript has 2 exons. Gene Ontology annotation, biological process: isoprenoid biosynthetic process; isopentenyl diphosphate biosynthetic process. The coding region runs from base 80 to 841 and encodes 253 amino acids. Gene Ontology annotation, molecular function: isopentenyl-diphosphate delta-isomerase activity. Gene Ontology annotation, cellular component: cytoplasm.